Molecule: messenger RNA, 5513 nt
Organism: Perca flavescens (yellow perch)
Lineage: Eukaryota; Metazoa; Chordata; Actinopteri; Perciformes; Percidae
Gene: myripa
Product: myosin VIIA and Rab interacting protein a
Exons: 19
Coding region: 635-4753 (1372 amino acids)
Biological process (GO): intracellular protein transport
Cellular component (GO): cortical actin cytoskeleton
Molecular function (GO): small GTPase binding; myosin binding; actin binding
Source: RefSeq, a predicted model, not a curated record
UGCCUAACCAAUCGAGCUGCUUCGUAGGGCGGGUCUUGGCGUGGCCAUAGUAGGAUUCGUAAUUUUGCCUACCGCCGGUCUGUCCGUAGCUCUCCAGCAUUGAUCCUGUUAAAUGAAACAGAAACAGGAUCUGUAUUCUCAACUAGGCAUAAACCGGGACAGGCUGCACGGAUCAGACCUGCAGCGGUGAAACUUCUCUUUAACCAAGGAAAUAGGAAAGAUUGUAAAGCGCCUUGGAGACUUUAUAUUUUAAUAUUUCUUUUGGCGACAGCUCACAGAGGCUAACGAGGAGUAAACGGGUAGCAUCGUGUUUUCCCCCCUCUGUGUGGCCGUGAAUGUGCACCGGUGGUCAGUUUCCCCCAGCAAGAACUGACUCCGACAUCGCUCUCCUCUACAGCUGAACUCCACAUCCACACGGAUUCACUGGAGACACCCUGAUCUGCUGUCAUGUUGGCUUCAGUCACAGAAAGGUUGGCCUCAACUUUGUCUGUCAGAGAGAGAUUUCAUCCUCAGGAAUGCUAAUGCAGAAAACCCAAAUCCUGCUCGGUGUUAAUACCCCUGAUUUACUUGUAUGAUAACAACAAGCUGACUGAUUGGUCAGAGGGGUUGAGUGGCAGCCAGAGGUGUGUCAGUGAUGGGCAGGAAGUUAGAUCUGUCGGGGCUAACGGACAACGAGGCGGAGCAUGUGCUGCAGGUGGUGCAGAGGGACAUGAGGCUACGCAAGAAGGAGGAGGAACGCCUCAGUGAACUGAAGCAGGAGCUGGACGAGGAGGGCAGUCGCUGCCUCCUGCUGUCACGGCAGAGAUGCUUUAACCAGCGCUGCUGCAUCCGCUGCUGCUCGCCCUUCACCUUUCUGCUCAACACAAAGCGCCAGUGCCACGACUGCCACUACAACGUCUGCAAGGCCUGCCGGGUCUACAACAAGCAGGACAAAGCCUGGCUCUGCUCCGCCUGCCAGAAGAGCAGGUUGUUGAAGACACAGUCACUGGAGUGGUUCUACACUAAUGUGAAGACGCGCUUUAAGAGGUUCGGCAGCGCCAAAGUGCUGAAGACUCUUUACAGGAAGCACCUGGCAGAGCACAGCGUGCUUUCGGAGCUUACUGAGGGCAGCGCCUACGAGGAGAGUAUCUGCAAUGAGGGCAGCAUCUGUGGGAGCGACUCAACUUUCUACAGACAAAGUGAAGAGCACAGCAUGGCAGAGACACUCACUGUGGCCUUGCGGGUGGCAGAGGAGGCUGUAGACGAGGCCAUUUCCAAGGCUGAGUCCGACACUGCCAAUCAGGAGAAGCAGAAUGAGGCUCACUAUCUGCGGGAGCACAGAGGAGAGCUCAUUGAGGAACUGGCCAAAACUAUUGUGCAAAAAAUUAUUAGUACGAGGAAGGCUUUGGCUGAGAUGAGGGCAGAAUAUGGCCAGGAUUGGCCACUUGAACACAACACUGACCUUUAUCAUCAUCAUCAUCAGUCCGACUGUGAUCAAGCCUCCAGCUCCCUUAAACACCAACCAAGCCUCUGGAGGUCACACUCUGCCUUCUCCCUGUUGGACAAUGACCCCCCAGGUCUGAUACAAGACUCCUCACAGGCGCUAAAGAAGGACGGAGGUGGGUUAGCUAUGUCAACCUGGAAGAGUGUAGACCGGCUGGAAAACACUGGUGUGUCCUCAGUGCUGAAGAGCCCAGACGGGAACUGGAUCGCCCUGCAGAGCGCUCAGCUGUCUCGUCCCAGCCUGCUGACCAGAAGAAAGAGCCUGGUCUUCAGUGCCUUGGAGAGGGAGUCUGAAGUGGUGUCCGCCUACGAAGGCAUGGGCUCUGACCUCGAAACCAAACCCGACCCUGACAGAUCUUGGGGUGCCGUCCUCCAGGAGAUCCACAGGAAGAUGACGGAUUCUAACUCCAACUUGCAGGACACCCGUGACAGGAUCCCAUCCCCGCUGAUGGGCCGCCGAGGCAGCAGAGAUGAUCUGUUUUCAGACUCUGAGGGGAACUGGAAGCCUAACACACCUCUGUUGGCUCUUUAUAAGAGGAAGGUACCCGCAGAGAUCAGGCGACCUUCAUCCUCCCUUAGGACCAGCAUCAUCGAUGUGAACUUUAACGUGGAAAGAGCCGGAGUGGAAGAGGAGAGCAAGGUGGCUGCAGAGCCGGAUGUGGGAAAAGUCAGGAGAUCGCGGAGGAAAAAGAGGAGCAAAAAAGAGUUGUCUUCUUCUGUGCUGGAUUACAGCAACAAAGACAACCAUUUGCAACAUCCUUCUGAUGCUGCAACCCCUGAACCUUUUCACCUCGAGGGUGACAUGACAGGACAUGGAGCAAAUCAGAUUGAGCAGGAGCUCACGCUAAAGCUACAUCCACUAGCAGGCCGCGUUUCUGAGUCCUCCACCGGAGAAGAAGAAGUGAGAGAUGCCGGUAAUGAUGGACUGAGGGAGGAAAAGAGACGGGGGAGUGAGGACAGAGAUGAAGAAGAUGAGAGGCUGUGGAGGAUGGAGAUUGACUUGGAUGAAAAAAGAACAGAGGAAGAGGAAGACGUAGAUGAUAAAGAGAUGAAAUACAGAUUAUUCAGGCUCAUCGCAAAGUCCACACUCACAUACUUCUCAUCUACUGAUGAGUUAGACAAAGCUGGUCAGAGUAAAGAAGAAUGGGAAGGAGACAGGGGUGAAGAUAUGGAUCAAAAGGUGAAAAAGACAGACGGACUUAGUUCUAAACUCUGUCAGCUGGAAAAAGAAGUCCGGGCCAACCAGUUCUCCUCCACAGAGGAUGAGCUGGACAGAGUUGGCGUCAUGGAUGAAGAGAAGAAGAAGACAGGCGAGGAGGAGGAGGACCUGGCAGUGAAAGUGUGCCGAUUAGCUAACCAAGCCAACGCCACCCAGUUUUCAUCCUCGGAGGAUGAGUUAGACCGAGCAGGCAGAGGUGAAGAGGGGAAGGAAGCGAUAGACGAAGAGAAGCUGUGGAAACUGGAGGCGGAAAAAGACAUCCAUGCUGCUCAACUGCGUGAUUUGGCCAGUCUAGUUAGUGCUUCCCAGUUUUCUUCCACUGAGGAUGAGCUGGACAGAGUUGGAGAGAAUGAGAUGGAGGUGGAGCAGGAAGUAAAUGAAGUAGGAAUUAAGAGGGAGGAAGCAGUGGGAAAGAAUCGGAAAAGGAGAGAAUCAUUUGGAGAUUUGGAUGUGACAAUGUUUGAUUUAAGGUAUGAAAUUGAGGAAAGAAAGACGGAGAGCAGUGAUGAAAAAGUUGAAGUUGUCCAACAAGAUCAAACAGAGGUAGAGGAACAUAAACAUUGCAUGGAGGAGAGAGUAACAGAUGAGAAUGAAAGAAUGGUAAAGGGGCAUAUAUGUGAAGAAGUGGAAGUUAUGAAAGAGGACAAGGCUAAAAAAGCAAAAGAGACAGAGGAAAGACAAGAGAUGGAGUCGCUGCAAGCAGAGAAAACGGACGAGAUAUUAUCCUUACAUGAGACAAAAGUCCAACAAGAGAAGUGGCCAGACAAAGAGGAAGGAAAAGAGAGACAGGAAGAGGAAAAUAUUAGAGAAAGCAAAGGGAGUCAGGAGACAGCAGCAGACAGCGAUGAGGAAGAUGCAGAAUUUCACAGAAUAAUCAGCAGCAUGUUAAUGAUGACUUUGGAUGACAUGCAGGUAGAGACAUCAAAGGAUGAAGCUGCAGAAAAUGGGAGCAUAAAUAUAGAGCCAGAGGAAGUAGAGACCGAUGAGAAUGUAAAAAUUGGGUUUGAAAAUAGAUUUGAGGAAACCGCAGUUGAUGCACAAAGCACAAAUGAAUCCGAGGAGACAGAAAGCGCUAAAGGGGUCCAAAGUCAAGACGACAACUUGAUGCCAGAAUCGACUGUGAGAGAAAGACCAGGAGAAAAUGUAUGUGAGCAAAUUCAAGGAGAUAUUUCCAGAAAUAAGGAGAGUGGAGAUGCCACAGGUAAAAAUGACAAUGAGCAGGAAAAAUAUGGAGAUGCACAAGAAAAAAGACCUUUAGAAAUCAAAGAGACACGUAAGGAUCAUGACGAACAAGAGGACAGAAAUGUUACGACUGAGUGGAAAAUGAUAGAGACGCAAGAAGAUACUGCAGAGGGAGCUUUUGAAAAUAAAGAAACGGAUAUAAGACUGGAAAAUGCAGAGGACAUGGAGCAGAGCAGCAUCUCUUCUCUAAAGGAGGGUUUACUGUCACCUGAGGAGAUUCAAAGCGCUAGUGACAUGGAGCUUUACAAAACAGUAGAGUUUAUCUCAACUCUGCUGGAGCAGAGGUACACGGCGGUAUCUCUGCGCAGCAUCACCACUGAGGUCCUGAAGGUGUUGAAUGCCACUGAAGAGCUGCUGCUGCGGGGGGUGGAGGGAGGAGACCGCCCGCGACUCUCUAGCACCUUACUGCCCCCCAACACAGACCCCAAGAAACUGGAUGAACAGUUCUCCAGACUGGAGGAGAAUGUGUAUGUGGCAGCUGGAGAGGUGUACAGUCUGGAGGCGGAGCUGAGUGACCUGGAGGAGUGUGCAAGGGGCAUCUGCAGCGGGACGUCCGACAUGGAGCUGUCCUUCCUGGAGGAGCAGAUAGCAUCUGCCGCUGCUAAGGUUCAACAGUCUGAGCUGCAGACUUGUGACAUCUCGGCCAGAAUUGCUGCUUUGAAGAGUGCAGGCCUCAAUGUGGACCCACAACAGUCACGCUUCACUAAGACCAAGACUAUUCCAGUUACGCCCGUCACUGUGGACUCAUCAAGACAGCUGAGAAGGCGAUUACCUGCACCACCAGUGAAAGAAGACAAAGAGGAAACCUAAAUCAUCGACCCAGGACCUUUGCAGUACCUCCAACACAGCAGUGCCUUGAUCCUCUCACUCUGCAGCCUACAGGCCGGUCUUAAGUUCCAUUGCCUUAAUUUCAUUUUUAGACUAAACAUGAAAACACAAAUAAUACAGGACACUAGUACUGUAUGUCACUGGAGGAAACUGUUGAUUCUCGUGUAAUCUUACCAAAACAUACAGUAGAUGAAACUCCUUAACAGUUCUGAAAAUGUAUAGGCAUUGAUCAAUCUGAUGAAGAGAAGGAGCAGGUUAAACCCUCAGCUCACUAGAAAAUCACAACUUUUGAACAUGUGAGUUUUAGGACUUUUUUUUUUUAAGAUUUCCAAAAUAAAUGAGAGAACUGGUGAAAUUAUUACAUUGUAUAACAGCAUGUGUUCAAAAAAAUCCUAAUGUUUUAAUAACACUUUUGAAAGACUUCAUUUUAACAUCAUUAGCUGUCCAUUUAACUUGCUGAUAAAUAAAGCUAUACUGUACAGUGACUGAAAAAAACACUAAAUUAUAAGCCACUGACUAAAACCUAAAACCUGCAAUUUUUACCAUUGUAUCAUAAAUAUACAGAUUACACAUGUGGGAACAAUUAUAGCAUGUUAGAAAAUUGUUGCGAGACUGUAUCAUGUCUAAAAUAUAGACCUGUGUUUUUUCCAUGGUUGUGGAUGUUUGUACAGCAAACUAAUCAGUAAUUAUGUUUUCUGCCUUUUAUUAUUAAGUUCAGAAAAUAAAGUAGAAAUUCAAAAGG